AUACGCGAAACGAACACUGAAAUCCAGACCGCAGCAGGUAUUCCGAUAAUAAUUGUACUUAUUAGUAAUAUUAGUGAUUUUGAUGGUGAUAUGUGGCUCGGCACAAGAAGGGCCAAUGUCGAUUUUUUGAAUGAAAUAAAACACUCCGGGGGGUGGGGGGGGUGGGGGGUUGGGAGGGAAAAAAAGAAAAAGUGUACAAUUUUUUUAUUUUCUGAAUAAAAAUUGUUUUGGUUUUAUGUAAAAAUUGAAAAUUGCACAAACGUUUACGUACAACACACGGAGCCUUGCGGUGAGUUACAAUUUCAAAGCCGAUUUCCAAACAAUCACAAAAUGUGACAUUGGUCCUGCUUGCGCCAAGCUACAGAUACAAAUAGUAUUAUAAACGUUUUAUAUUUUUGUCAAUGAAUUGAAUUACGCCGGCAAUCGGACCGAUUUGAAGAACGCACGCGAUCGAAAGCACGCGUUUCUUUCGACGUGACCGUAAAAAAAAAAAAAAAAAACAAAACAAAACAAAACAAACAACGAAAAAAUAGAAUUCGUUUAUCAUAUUUUCGACGUCAGAGUUAAAUACCGAAUCGCUUUUAUCGCUUUCCGCAUUCGACAAACGCCAUUCACAGAGCGCGUAUAGUUUUAUUAAUUUUAUAUCAAUCAACGAUACAGUAUUAAUUAAUUAUUCAAUCAUAUUUAAUAAUUAAUAUCGGGGCGUCUGUUAUUGAUACGGAUUACUCGCGAACAUUGUUAUUGUUACGCGAACAUAAUAUCUGUUACAAAGGUGAGUACAUCUUUGGCCCCAGGGGAGAAGCGAUUAAGUAUGUUUUGCGUAGUUUUCAAUACAAGUGAAUUAAAUUUUGAGUAUUGCUAAAUGGUAUAAUUGCUAAACCGCUUAAUUUCUGUAUAAUAAAUGGAUCGUAUGCAUUAUUCACCUAGAGAAAAUUUCAUCAUAGUAAAUCAAGAUAUUUAAAUAUAACACGACGAACUAGAAUGUAUACACAUAUUUGCGAAUUAAAAUUUAAAAAAAAAAGUGGAGAAAAUUACACAAAAAAAAUUCCGAAAAUCGACUUUGGCGUUUCUUCGAUAGGACUUGAAAAGAACCCGCUUUGAAACCAAAAAAAAAAAAAAAAACGAACCGUCAUACCGACGACUAUAAUUAUAUUUUUUUAGUUAACUCGAAUCCACAAGUGUUCUCCGUUCGAAACGCAUAUUAUAUUCAGGUACAUACAUUUCGAACAGAAUACUGAAGCGAUCUGGUAAUGAUUCAUUAUUUAACCGUUUUUUCCGUGUGUAUUUAAAUAAAUUAUCGAGAUGGUAUUGCACGUAUAACAUAUACAGUUGGACUAUACCAAGCGUAUUCGUUUUUCGGUUUGUAAGUCGGUCGACUAACUAUAUGAUCAUGACGCCAAUGUAUUUUUCAUCGCCGCCGCACACCAUAUACACCUGUAUAUAUACCGUGGCACGGAAAAUGUUCAUCCGAUAAAACAAUAUAAAAGUGACACUAAAAAAAAAAAAAAAAUAAACAAAACUUUUCGGUUUCAGUUAUGACAAACUGUAUUUUUCGUUAAGGGCGUUGGAAACGAUUUUCCGAAUCGUCUCAGAUUUCGUAGAAUUUGAAAACUGUUUUUGUUACCUUUUAUUGGUCACCUUAAUUUUACGAAUUUUUCACUAGUUUACUGUCCGAUACCCGUUUGAGGGGAAAAGUCACGGUCUUUUUUUAUAGACCAAUAUAACGUUUUAGAUUAACAAACUGGAGUAAAAUUCGUUCACUACUUUUUGUCAAAUUUAGAUUUUAAAAACGUAUUUGAAUUCCUCGAUUUCCUGUUCGCAUUAUUUAGAAAACAAUUGUUUUUUUUUUAUUUUGUUAAUUAAAUUGAAGUAUACGAUGUGUUUGCAGUUUUUCUUAUACUAAACUUAUAUACUUAAGUGUCAUAGAAAAAAUAAAUGAAAAUAUUUUCCCUACAAGUCAUAGAAAAAAAUAUAUAAAGUCAAAUAAUUUUUCAAAACAGAAAUCGGAGUACUGUAAGUAGUGACUCCACCUUUCCGGUCAAUAUGUAUGCAAAAACGAAUCGUUUUCAACAGUUUAUUUUGCAAAAAAUACCAUGUAGGCAUCGUACGAUAUUUUUUCUUAAAUAGUACAGCAAUAUUUAAUAAAUUUGAUGUAAAACGUGGUGUUUUUUUAAAAUUUUUACGGACGAUGUCUCAUACCAGAAAUAUUGCCCCAAUAGAAAAACAAAUAAAGACCUUUUUUGUCAUCUAUAAAUCGUCCAGGGAGUUCGUUAUAAGUAAUUGGUGAUCAAAAUAAAAAUUUUUUUUUUUAAAAUAGCCGAACUUCGCUCCAAAUCGUUUUUCGUCAGCAUUGCUUUAUCCCUGUUUACAGAUAUGAAUUAAAUCCCAUAUCUUUUCAAUUUCCCACGGGUGUGUCACAACAGCGGCACACGCGUUUUUAUAUUUUGUUUUAACGUGAAACACGUUAAUAACACUAUAAGUCUAUCGACUACCGACUGUCAUCGUAUAGGAAACCUACAACGUUUAAUAAUACGUCUCGGCAAGCGACCAGAUAAAUAAUUGUAUUAGAGGUGGUGGAUUUAGAGGUUUACUCACCCUGCACGACAACUCUUGGCAAUAAUUCCGCUAUAAAAAUAUAUAUUAUAUAUAGGUGCAGUGUAAAGUAUUAUUAUAUUAUGAAGUAAAAAAAAAAAAAGCACCCAAUUUGUUUUGCGCGGAUAAGAAUAUCAUAACCGGAUAUUAAAAUGUUAGGUAUAUUGCAGUCUAAGUGUGUGGGAUAGAAAAUAUUAAUUAAUUUUACUUGUGAACCAGAGCGAUUUAAUUUAAGCGAUUAAAAACGUGAAGUGUAAAAAUUACCAACUCUUUAAACUCGAGACCCCUUCAAAAAAAAAAACAAAAACAAAAACCGUUUGUUCUUAUAACAGCUUGUUAUUUUGAGCGAUUGGUUAUCAUACGGCGUUUUUACUCGUAAAAUCGGAUACAUUUAAUUUUUUUUACACAUCAAUAACAUAUAUAUAUAUUUAAUUCGAGUGUGACGAGCACAGCUAUUUCUAUAAUUUUUUUUCCGAAAACGUCAUUUUAAAUAUCGCGAAAACUAUCGGAAUAAGAGAGAAAACCGCCGUCGUUUCAACGGGACGCAACGUUCCGCGGCGGCGUACGGAAUUCAACGACGCGCCGAAAACAUAAGCGAACACGCGAAACAGUCCCGGCGCCUGCCGACGCCAGGGAACGUUGACCGUAAACUCGUCUCGCGAUUCGGAUUUCGCGACCGAUUCGGAUGCACGCCGUUCAACCGUAAUGCGAUACGGCCGCGAUCACGGAGCGCGUUAUCAUCACCGUUUACUGGAAACGAUAACGGCCCCUGUCGCGUGGGCGCUCGCCUACCGCGUCCGUGUUAUGUUGAUCACGGCUUUGUCGCCGAACGCAACAAUAUACACCUAUGCAACGGACAAACGGAAAAGAAUAAUAAUAAUAAUAAAAAAAAAAAAAAAAAACCAUUUAACAAGAGACGGUUAUUUUUUUUUUUUCUUUUUUACAUCAUUUUUCGCUAAGAGUUUUUCUGUAUACGCAUUGAAGUUUAUAUUUAAAACUUGACAAUAAUAAUAAUAAUAAUAAAUCGUACCGCGAAUGAAUCGCAGUCGCCGGUCGGUAGAAAUAAAAAAAAAAAAAAAAAAAAAAAAUGAAUAAAAAUCCAAAAGCUAUCAGAGAAAUCGAGUAAACUUUUCUUUUCUCUCUCUAUCCACAAUAGGUUAUUACUUGCGGUUUCUUUUCGUGGCGGGUCGGCGGCGGGGAAACAAAAUAAAAAGACGUUUAUAGAAAAUCCGUCUAAUCCGCGAGUCCCAUAUAAUUUAUUUCGUAAACAUUCCCGUAUAUUAUUUUCCGUGAACCGAAUUACGCGAAUGACGUUCAUACUAUAACCGCGUAUUAUUAUGGACGCGUUUAACGGCGACGACGACGGCGUGCGUUCGGUACAUUUUUUUACUCGUACGCCACUGUCAUAUACCCGCACGGAUAAUAAUUCGAUAGUAAUUCUUUGUCAAUGCGAUUCCCGCGCACGAUACGGGAAACUCGUUUAAAUAUAAUGCGAUCGAGAGUACGUGUAUACGUACGAGUACGUAGGUAUCACGGCGACGACGACGAACUUUCCGAUUGGAUGUACAACUUUGGUUUAUUAUUAUUAUUAUUUUUUUUUUUAGUUUUUGCUUAUCCGCAAACGGAAGACGACGAAAAAUUGAGUUUGUUGUAAAAAGAAAAUAAUAAAAAAAAUUAUUCCCGAGUUGUAUACCUUCCACCUGGGGGGUUUGGCCCGUGUCUGUUACGCGGUUCGGUUUGGAUAUACAGUUGUUUAUUAUAUUUCGCGGUUUUUAUACGUUUACAACCUGCGAACAAUCGGAUAUUAUCAAUCAUUUAAGUUUUGACAUUCGAUACCUACGCGAUACGUACAAUAAAUACAUAAACGGUCGCGUACGUGCGGAUUCCCGUAGAAAACUAAAAAAAAAAAAAAAGAAAAGAAAAAUAGACGAACGGAAGUGGUUUGAGGUUAUACACUAUUCGAGUACCGUACGGUACAAUAUUAUAAUUAUGUUCAUUUUUAAUCACAACCGAGUUCCAUCAAACUUUGAAAAAAAAAAAAAAAAAUUGUAUAUUUUCCUUCUCAUUUUCAAGGGUCCACAUGAUUUUUAAACCGAAUUUAUUGCUGAUAACUGAAUCACGGUCGGACGGUUAUUUUACGAGUUCCGUUUGGAAACCAUCGGACAUUAUGAGCUCUGUGAGGAGAAAUCGUACGGUUCAAAAUGUUUUAGAUUCUGAGCGAAGCGAGAAACGUAUUGGUUUUACAAUGAUGUUAUUUUUUUUUUUUAAAUAAAGUAAAUGAAUAUAGUAAAUAAAUGCACAAAUGCAAAUGUAUGUAUAAAAAUAAAAUGAAUAAAUGAAUCAAUGCGCCACGCCUGGAGUAUUAUGAUAAGUGUAUUACACUAUUGUGUUAUAGUAUCAUAAUAUUAUGUACAUUAUAAAUUAUAAUAGACUUAUCAUAAUACUCCAGGCGACUCAUUGAUUCAUUUAUUCAUUUUAUUUUUGUACGUACAUUUUUAUUUAUAUAAUUAUUCGCUUAAUUUACAUUCGACUAUUAACCGUUUUGAUAAUUUUGUUUUCGCUUUAUUAUUUUGUUGUUUUUUUUUUUUUUUUUUUUUUUUUUCUGUGGACAACUUGUCUGUCAGUAAUUUGGCUUCGAUUUACAACGAUGGCACUUUCUGAGAGCAGAUACUAUACUGGUGGUAUUUUCAUAGAGGUUACCCGGUUGAAAACGAUUUAAGCAAAAGUAUAUAUUGUGGGUCCACGAUACGACGGGCGGACAAAAACAGACGAACAUUGUUUUUUAGACCUAACCGUCGAAUUCAAAUAAUAACAAUAAAUAAAAUAAAAAAAAAAACCGGACAAAUCAUGUUCAACAUGUAGAGUGAAUAAAACCAGUCGAUGCACACUAUGCGGUACACACUUUUGAUUCGUUUUUAAAUUUAACAAUUAACGAACAUUAACAUAUCGAUCGAUUUUAUAGAUUCUGAUCGCACCUAUGAUAGAAAUGUAUUUGAUAUGUGGUUUUGUUUUUAAGUUUAUUAUUUAGAUUCCGAGCGUACAUUUUUUUCCCCUGUCUGUAAAUAACUUUUCUAUCAGAAAUCCCUUGCCGAUCGAAAAAAAAAAUCACGAGUACUUUUUUGUAGCAUUCUAGAUAUAUUUGGUGUAUCGAGGUUGCAAUGUUUUAACUUUCCUGAGUAGUUUUCAUAAUAUUUGAGGAAAAACUGAACAAAAAACAUGUAGGAAUACCGGAGGACAUAUGUACCAUAGUAAAAGUUUCACUAUUUUCGACUUUGUUAAAAUUCGAUUGAAAAUCAAUGUAGAGAACUGACGUUUCUACAGUAUAAGUAAAAAUAGUAUACAGUAAAAAUAUUCAACUCAUUAUUUAUAGAAAUUUGAUAAUUUUGAGUUUUUUUUAUGAUUUAUGUAGAUAAAAUCGUUUGACUGAACAGAUAUAUUUGACAAUUUAAUACGAGAUUUAUAAGUUUUACUUAGUGGUUAUACAAAAAUAAAACAUUUAGCGUAAUGUAGUUUUUUUUUUUUACUUAAGCGUUUUAAAAAAAAUUUAGUUGAAAAUCAUAAAAAUUACGACAUUUCAUAGCAUGCAUAUCCAAACUUCGCUCAUAAUCGUUUUUGGUUGUUAAUAAUUUAUCAUUGCAUACAAAUAUAAAUAAAAUAACUCUAUUCAUCCUACAUUUCCAACUUCCCACUUACGACAGUGGCAUACCCAUCAGCUAAUGCCUUAAUUAUGGGAGCGAAUCAUAAGGAUAGAUCCACUCUCAUGAUUUUUUAAACAUAUAUUAUUAUAAACUACUGUACGAUGUGGCCAUGGUGGCAUGUGGUCUUUUUUGAGGACAAUAACUGUGAAUUUAUUAUACUUUUUUCUAUUUUAAUCAUAAAAUAAAUUUUCUGCAGCAAUCGAAGUCAUCUACAGCGUAACUCCGUCACCGUGAUAUUAAAAAAUAAAUUAUGAAAUAAUGUUUGGAUUUUAAAUUGAUAACUUAUUGUGACUCAAAUAAUCAAAAUUCAACGAGAGUUUAAAGUGACUAAAUUAUCAUUUUCACAUAGUUUAUAUUUUAUUCGUUAAAUAUUUUAUAGUUUUUAACAAAUUCGUAUUAUGGAGCCUGUUACUAUUAAAACGACUUGAAUACUUCAUACAAUAAAAGUAAUCAAAGUGUUAAAAGUCCACGUGAAAAUAAAAAUUCAGAACAUUAUGUCCAUUCAACAAAUACUCAGCUAGUACAAGUAUAAAUGGUACCUAUAAUAAAAAUCGAUAACUGCAUAUUAAUGUGCGUGCUAAAAGAAAAAAAAAAUUAUGAAAAGUUAGGCGUUUAUUUGUAAGUCGGUGAGGAGAAGUUGUGGGGAGCAUAACUCCCAUGGGCCUGUAAACAAAUUUGUUCGUCAACCGUCCUCUAGAAAAAAAUCCUAAAUACGCCACUGCAGGCCAGCAUCAACAGAAUCGGCUUUGUUUUCCCCAUAGGUGCAACAUAAAUAUUAAUUUGUUUUGUACUAUUCGUUGAAUACAUACAUUUCUUAAUGUUUUCAUUUCUUAUAAAAUAUUACAUAUGGACAAAAAAUUUAUUUGAAUAAGAUUUUUUUAAAUUUUAAAUUUGAAUUAUUAUAGAGGUGGAUAAUAAAAACGAAUUUUCUGGUAAGCCGAAUUAUAAUUAUCACGCAUAGUCAUUGUAAGUAUAAUGUUUUUGUUUUACUUAUGCCGUAUUCAAUUCCACAGUAAUACUUAACAAAAUGACCUAUAAUGCAUAAUAAGUACUUUUAUACAUUUUUACACAAUAAUUAUUCGUUAGUAUUUGAAUAGUUUUUCUUAUUUUUUUUUUUUUCGCUCUCUUUAUUUCUCACUUUUUUAAAAUAUAAUGCGAUAAAUAAAAUACAAUAUUCGAAAUAUUAUCGAAUUUCACCUCCUUUGAACAGACGUUUUAUAAUUUAUGUCUGUACGCAUAUUAUAUAAAACUGAACGGCAUUACAGUCGGGUAUACUUAUUAUAAGUUAUUUUUUAAGUUAAUAAUUCUGUUAUUAAUAAUAUAUAUUUUAUACAAUUCGAAAACGUUACGAACCGUUCCGUUUCGACUAUUAUUUAUGCCUGCAAUGUAAAAGGCGAUGUUAAAUAAUAAGCUUUCGGUAUAUAAAAUUACCGGUAAUUCAGAUUAUUUGUUAGUAUAUACACAUUAUAUAUUGAUUAAUAUUAUUGUAUAGUUGAAUAUUCUAAUGGUUUCCUUGUAUAAUCAAACGUGUUAUUUCUAUUACGGUGCGCUGUUAUUCGAAUAAUACCGUUCCUCCUUUAUCGCAGUACCCAUAGGUAAACAUUAUAAUGCCAUUCUUGUAGUCCACUAUUAUUCGGUUGAAUUCGCCGGGUACCUAACUGGAUACUAAAACAUGCAAUCCUACUAAUUAUACGAAGAAAAAAAAAAAAUCGCAUAAUAUAAGUAUAUCAUUGAUUCCAGGGAAGCAAGGCUUAAGUCGACCACAUAAACAAACAAAAUUACGGAUACAUGGAAAAUCAUGGUAUUGAUUAUGGAAACGAAAAUUGCAUAACAAUAGAAACGUAAAACGUAUUGACCUGGGACCGACGAUACAUUUGAAAAUUGAGAAAUUGUAUAGGUAAUAUACUCGCAUAUUUUAAACGGUGCGUACUGAACGAGAAAUAAAUGAAUCUCGGUGCGCCAGCGAUUUUUGAAUCUCGAAAUAUUUAACCGGGGCGGACGGUGUAUAAUUUUAUUAAAGUAAAAUUAUACCCCCCCCCCUCAGCAAACCGCCAGGCAGUAGGAUACAUAACGUUAUUUCAUUUAUAUUUGUUAACAACGAUAAACUAUUGCUUGACGAAAGACAAUUCCGAGUGCGGUUCGGCAAUACAUAAUUGGAAGUGCCGUAACUUUUUUCGCGAUUUUCGUUUAAAUUUGAUUUUAAAACGCUUAUUAAAAAACCCAAAAGCCGUUCGAUUAUUUUGGAAAUUUUACCACGUCUAGGUAAGUCCAAUAUAAGUAUUAUUAACAAAUUUCAAGUCUUUACGUGUACUUAUAACCGAAUUACAGCAAAAAGCUCCCGAAAAUUAAAAUGCCUUAAAUACUCAAAAAUGCUCAAAAGUUUUGACGGUUAUACCGUUAGAAAGUAAAUAAAAAAGGAAACAAAAAAGAUAUUUUGUGAUUUUUUCGUGUAGAAAACGUCAUCCGUGUUAAAAAUAAUGAAAUCGUGAAAUUGUACUUUUUCCUACGUUUUUUCUUACUGAAAUGCUUUCAUUUAAAAAAUGGCGUAGAAAAUCAAAAAAUAACCUCUUAAAAGUACGGUCUAGACAACUAGAGAUUUCAGAAAAUUUGCUAUACGUAAAACUCAAAACAAGUUUACUAAGAAAAAAUGUGUUCUCAGAUUAGAAGAAGAAGAAGAAAAAAAAACAUCUUAGUAAAACUAAUAGCUCCCUCGCUACGCCCGGAUUUAAAAAAAUGCUGAUAGGUAUUGCUGAUGGGUGUGCCACUGUUGUAUGUGGGAAGUUGGAGAAAUAACAGAUUUAAGGUUAUUUUAUUUGUAUCCGUAGGGAACGAUGAAUCAAUAUUGACGAAAUAUGAUUCUGAGCAAAAUUUGGUUAAACAUCAUGCUCCGAAAUUCCGUAAUUUUUACGAUAUUCUUCAAAAUUUGAACUUAAAUCGCGUAUAAAAAAACUUCUACAUUACGUUCGGUAUUUUUUUUUCCAAUAAGUACAAUUUAUGAAGAACCCUAAGUAUAAUUUUCAAACAUUAAAACAACACAUAUAAAACAAAUAACCAACAUUAAGUAAAACACCGCGAAAAAUCCAAAUGUCUAUAUAAAUAACUGAAAAAACAAAAUAAAAACUUUUAUUGCCUUUUUUAAUUAUUUAUAAGUAUUUUAAUGUUUACAUUCUCUGUUUUUCUACAUUUUUUACAAUUAUUAUAAAAACUACACAAAAAUCAAAAACUGACUUUCUUAUUCGUCAUCUAGGUCCAAAUUUAAAAUAAGAACUUGUAAUUUUUCGAUUGAAGCAAGAUUUGUGAUAGAAAAGUUGUUCUCAGAAAAAAAAAAAUAACCACACACAUAAUANGUACGCAAUGAUUAACCAUUGCUAACGAAAAACGAUUCUGAAUAGAGUUCGAUUAAUAGCGUUGCUUUGUCAACAAAAUAUACGUGAAACUGUAUUAAAUUAAUUAUGUAAUAAUUCAUUGUAUAUUUUCUUUAAUAAUAUUGUUUUAAAACUGUAUCUAUUUUCCGGUUUUUCCCAUAUUUUUUUUCAAAUUCAUUAAGAAAACUUGUGGAAAAAUAAAAAAUGACCUUCUUAAAAAUAAAUAACACAUACUUAAAUACCAGUAGUAUACAGAGUGAUUCUUUUAUCACGGAUUUCCGGGGAUUUGAUCUACGAAGAUUUCGCAGUAAACGUUCUGUUUUGAUUUUUCAAACAAAUUUUAGCAGUCGCAUCGAAAACGUAAAAUAAUUAUUGUUAAAAUAUGAAAAAAAUAUUCUCUUUUCGAAUCGGAAUGUAAAAACAUAGUAUGGAAUAAUGAUUCGAAAACAUUCGAAUCAUGAUUGCGGAGAAAAUUAAACAAAAGUGACCUUAAAUACUUGCAUAAUAUACAAUCCCAUCGAAAUAAAAAAUGUAGCCAAAUGACCCACGUGAGAUACGUAUAAAGUUAAAUAUUCAAACACUAUUAUGUAAGUUCAAAAUGUCGGAGCUACAGCUAAAUUCGAAAUUUCCUAGCUAGAUCAUUUUUCUAAUGAUUCAUUAACCUAAAAUCAGUCAGUGAGUAUUCAGAACUAUUGUGAUAUUCGGACAUUCGUAAUAUAUCUCGGAAACUAAUCCGGUCGGACGUAUUCGGAAACCAUAUGCGAAAAAGUCCACUCCUUAAACAUAACUAGUCUCGGAGACAAAGGAGUUAGGGGUUUGGGUCGAAAAGCGCACGAAGUGGUCCGUGUAAAUAUUGCAUACGCAACCCUGGCUCGCCUAAAUCGACGAUAAGAAAAUCACUCUGUACACAAUACGGACACUCGUACACCGGAUACCGCAGUGACUUUUUUCUUGUCCUUUUCCGCGUCAGUUCCAACCCGGAAACGUUUCCUUUUCAAACGACCCUAAUCGCGCUAUUUACGUUUUUACCGCGACAUUCAUAAUAAUAUAUUGUCCUCGCUAUCUGCUAACGAUAUUCACGCUGCGGCCUAUAAGUGCAGGUCGACGGUUAACUCACCGGAAUCGAAUCCGAGUAUACGUUUAACGUAAGAUUCGAGCCAAUAUUGCUGAUGUUAAGCCAAUAUUUUUCUCCGGGGGAAUCGCAGCCGUACCGAUAAAUUCCUCUUCAAUCGGUCAGAAGAUCAACGCGAGAAUCGUACCAUUAAUAAUUAAGAUGACAAGGUAUUAUAAUUAGGCAUGUGAUGGUCGUGGAAAGUUAAUGAAUAAUUUUCAAAUUUUACAAAAUUGUAGAAAAAUUAGAACACUUUCCCCUCAAGAUAUUAUCCAUGCGCCGCGUGAUUUAUGGCGGCUUGUCUUUGGACAUAUAAUAUUAUUAUAAUAGGUAUCAAACAGAGGGCAUUUUGUUACCGUCCCGUCGCUGCUGUCGUGCGAUUUAGGAUUCGGAUUACCGCGGGUCAUUAAAACUCUUGAGUGACAGCCGAACGAAUAUGAUACGGUUAUCAGUAUACCUAUAUAAAAUCUAUAACGUCAUCUGGGCAAACGAAUUUUUGUGUACACUGCACGUCUUUAUACUUUGUUUUUUUUUAUUAUUAUUACUAUCGACGAGUAUAUAUGAUAUUAUAUUAUAAUACGUUCACCGAGAGAAACACCGGUUUCAACGUUAAGAGGCAGUAAGAUUUCAUUUUGAUUUCGAUCAAAACUUUCGAGAAUAAUAAAUUUCCAACGAAAGCAAGCGCAAUAUAAUUGGAGUUUUGAUAGAGUGUGUAUUUGAAUAAAAGAUCAACUUUAAAAUUUAAAAUUAUUUAAUCUUUUUAAAAAUAAGUAUACAUAUAUAUAUAUUUUUUAUUUUUUUAAAUUUACAUAAAUAUAAUUAAACUAUCAUAGUAAAUUGUAAUAAUCACUGAUAUUAUAAUAUUGUAAUGUUGUAGUACUAAGAAAAACUAAUUAAAAUCGAAUUUCGAAAAAAAAUCACUUGAAUCGUAAACCAAAUUGAAUGUUUAUGCAAAUGAAUCAAUUAUUUAUAAACAAUUUUGAUUAUACGAUGAAAAUGUAAACUAGUUAAUUUAUUUUAUAAUUAGAUUUUUCUGUUAAAGAAAUAUCGCCUGUUUUUGUCAAAUUUUUCCCGAAAAUCGAUGCUAUAAUAUUAAUUUAUACCAAUAUUUUCCCUGGUACUUUUGGACAUUUUUAGCGAGUUUCUCUGGACCAAACAAACUCUAGAUAAUGAAUCAGAGUUUUGUUUUAUAGGCGAAUCAAGGAAAUAUUUGAAUAUAGAUACUAACUUUACCAUGUUGUUGGGGGAAAAGGUUUAGUACAUCCGUACAGAUCCCCCAAGUUAAGUCAGAAGGAUGAUAUUUUCCAUGUGCACGGUGUAAGUAUCGAUGAUGUGUUUUAUGAUGGUUUCGACUUUCGGCUCCUACCCAACCAUUUCUAUGUUCAGUUUUAGUUUCUCAUCGGAAAUACUGGAUUUUAAAUACCUUUAAAGACUUUGAAAAGAAAGUCAUUUAGUAAUAUUUUGCAUAUAUAUAUAAAUAGAAUUGUUGUCAAAGAUACCGUGAUUUUAGAAGAUUUGAUCUUCACACCACUGGCUCUAGCGUUUUGUAUAUUAGAAAAAAUCUCGAAAACUAAUUUAUCUGAUUUGAUUAAAGUUUUUCGUCAAAUACUUUAUCAUUACCAGAACUUCAUAUAAUGCUUUUUUUACUUGGAAGAUAAGAGAAGUAGUAGACUGUGAAGUAGUAGAGAGAAAGAGGUAGACGUAGAUAUUAAGUGAUUAUAGAUUGUAAACAGAAAUUAAAUUUAUUUGAGUAUAAAUAUAAUAUUAUUAAAAUACCUACUAAUUUAGAUUAUUAUUAAAAAAAAAAAGCCUAAUAUAAUAAAAACGGGAGCAGCUACUGUUAUAGGUAAUUUGGUAAGCAACGAUAAACCGUUGCUAACGAAAAAAAUGAUUCUGAGCACAGUUCAGUUAAUAGUGAUAAUUUGUCAACAAUAUAUAUGUCUUAUUAUGGUAAAAUAAUUGAAUAGGCGUUAUAUAGUUUUUUCAGUAAUAUUUGUUUGAUAUUAUAUCAAUUUUACUGUUUUCCUGUGUUUUUCUCGGUUUUUCACAUUUGCUGAAGAAAACUUUUGGGAAAAUUGAAAAGUAACCUCCCUUAAGUAUCUAUUCCCAAUUAGAUUUCCUUUCAGAAUAAGUGCUGUAAUUGUAAAUUGGAGUGAAUUGCUGGUAAAAAAGUUGUCCACAGAAAAAAAAAAAUCGUAAUAUUUUACUAAUAUAUUUCGUACAUUAUCCGUUUUCUGACAUUUUAUCCCAGUUUUUCCCAGAUAUUAUGAAAACCGCUUGAAAAAACAAAAAAUAAAUACUUAAGCAAUUUGUUAAAAAAUUAAAUAUUAAAAAUAACAAUAGUCUAUUUUCAUUACACUAUAUCCAGCCCGACGGUAGUGGCGCGAAGCUAAGUAAAAAAGAAAAAAUAGUGUAGUGGCCACUAACGUAUGGUAACAGGAAAUCGAGUUGUAACAUUGAAAAAUCGUGCUGAUUUGUGUUUAUACCAUAGGCCAGUUCUACAGGUCAAACGGCUUAACAUAUAAGGUCAUAUAAAGUAUCAAUCGAUCAGAAAUAUCGCGCAGAUGGGAACAGGGGAACUCGCAAGUAGAUUGGCUCGAUGGAUGAAAAGUUACAACCGAAAAUGUACAAGUACUUUCAAGUCCGAUUUUUCAUACGCGACGAAUGUGUCGUAAAAAGUCUACUCUCGUUGCUGCGGCGAGGACGACGCCGGACCCUCUGUUAUUAGAUUUAUAUUUAACGACUAGUUUCAAAUUCAAAAUUCAUUUUCAGGCUUAACAAAGUAAAAUAACAGCUAAUUUUUUUUCGGAAAAAAAUCACGUCAAAAACAUUUCGUUUUAACUCCGUGUAAAAAAAAAAAAGAAAAAAAAAAAAAGCUAUGUUGUAACAAAUUUAAUUUAAUAACAAUAAAAUCUUUAAAAGACGUGAUAUAAUAUGAAAACUAAGUAAAAUGCCAUUUUAUAACAUUAGAAAGUACCUAUGACGAUCAAUAAGAUUAGUUGUAAAGUUAUACACAUAGUUCAACAUAUUGUUUGUAAAUUAUUAAUUUAUUUACGAAAUUUACUAUAGUGGUUACUUAUUUGUAUUUAUUUAAGUAUACACUAUAUACACAAGUAUGUAUAUACACGUCCUGCCAAGUAGUUAAACAAUAUGUUAACCAAGUAUUUAACUUUACAAUAAUUGAUCUCAUUUUGUCGUCAUAGGUAUUUGUAAUAUUAUAAAACGGGAUUUUACUUAGUUUCCAUAUUAUAUCACAUCUUUUAAAGAUUUAAUCAUUGCUGAAUUCAAUUUUUUUUAACUUGGCUUUUUUUUUUUUACACGGAGUUAUAACGAAGUGUUUUUGGUGUGACAAUAUAUACUCGUGUAAUAUAUUAUUACAUAGGAUCGAGCUCGAAUGAAAACCUUACUUAACCCAGUUUUGAUCUUUCAAUCACUCAUUCCGUACACUCGGUAAACAAUGCAUUAUUCGAACGAAAACAAUAACAACAACAACAACAACAACAAUAAUAACAACAAAAACAACUACACUGGUGAUGCACCGAAUAACAAAUGUAAAUUUGCAAUAAAAUCGAUAUAAUCGAGACGAAAAACCCGAAGAAUAUUAUUAUAUUUUAUGGACUGUAGUCGUUGAAUAACGUGUGCUUCGAGGAGGUGGAGGGGAUGGCGGGGAAGGAAGGGAUUAGGUUUAUUGAUAAUCGAGCGGGGUAAGUUAUAUUGUAAAAUAUACGUGCACGGGACAUUUCCAUAGAAAUAACAAUAAUAAUAAUAAUGAAAAUAUCCACUCGGUGUUGAACAAAAAAAAAAAAAAAAAAUUGUCCGCGUGUUCUAUUUUUACCCGUAUUAUUAUUGUCCGAGGACCGCGUCGAUAAUUAUUGUGCGGACGAUCGUAACACUGACGCGUAAAAAAAAAUAAUAACAAUAAUGAUUAAACAAAUCCGUAUCCGACGGAGUCCCUUUCUCUGUAGCUGGAUACCGUAUACGACCCCUUUAGAAAACAAACGGACGUCCCAUCGUUGUUUCCGUCUGAAAUCUUGAUUUUCAUUUCCAUUAAUUCUCGUUUCCGUCAAAACAAAAAAAAAAAAAAAAAAAAAAAAAAUUGUCCGCGUGUUCUAUUUUUACCCGUAUUAUUAUUGUCCGAGGACCCCUGGUCGUAAUAAAAAUAUAAAUCUAUAACCAGUGCUAUAGUUGGAUGUCGGGAUUCGGGAUAAACCGUUUGAUAUUGAAGUAUUGUGUGUAAACGACAGUGCAUGUAAAGUAUAGUAAUUAUAAUACUAUUAGUUGUGAUAAUAGAACAGAGAGAAAAAAAAAGAGACUUGUUAAUACUUCAAACAAUCAUUCGCACUCGUCGAAUAUAGACAAAGGAAACCUUUUCUGGAAUACGCGUUUUUUUUUUUUUUUUUAUAAAAAAAAUCGUGCAACAAUAGUUAUUCAAAAAAAUAUUAACAAAAAUUAAAAAUAUAAUUGAAUUGUUAGACAUUUGUACCUUUUCGCGGUGGCCCCUAAAUACUUAAACUAUAAUUUAGAAAAGUAGAAAAAGAUGUGGCGGAAAACAAAAAUCGAAUCUUUUUCGUUUUGGCGAAAACGAAAAUAAAAUGUUUGACGUGGAAACGAUGACCGUAAAAAUAACUGUUGCGGAUCGACAGUAAACUAUGUGUAAUAUCGAUUUUCAGUAGUUUUCUGUAAUCACUCUAAGUAAACUACUUGCUAAAGUCAGCCAAACGCGAUUUGUCCGUGUGAUUUUGGAAGCUUUCGAGAUGGGGCGAGACCCUUUUCGAUCAAAACCGUAUACUUCUCUUUUCGGCCGAUUCAAUUUUCAUCCAAUUCAAUUCGGCCAAAACAUUACUAAGUAACCCAAGCGUGUCGUACACAUUGGAAAGUAUAAAAUAUUCAAAAAGGAAAGUUUAAUUUAUACACAUAAAAAAGAUUUAUAAAUAGUAUUUUUAUGUUAACAUGUCGUAUACCCGCUUAUAGUUUUAAACAAUUCAAUCAAUGGCGAUGAAGCUGCGAUAAAGUAAUGAAAAUCCGUUGAUAUUUAUUAUUUUGGUAUUUAAUUAUAAGUAUCAGCUCUUGUGACCGACUAAAACUACUGUUACUGUUUAGGGUGAACGCUAAACGCUAAAAAGGUUUUGAAAAAAAAAUAGGUACUUGAGGUUUUUUUCUGAAAAUAUACAUUUUUAUUUUCUCAUAUUAUUAUUAUAAAUUAUCUUUUUCACUAGAAAUCUUACUCACCUACAUAUUUAUGGUUUGUUUGAACAGAGAGGAGUGCGAUUUCGGUCGAAAAUGGUUAUGCCCUAAAAAUUUGAUUUUAUAGAAGGAUGUUGAAAAUUAGCUGAAUGGACAGAAUAACUAAUAAGGAGGUGCUUGAAAAAAUUUUGGAAGGAAAACUAUUUUGAAAAAGUACGGUAAAAAGACGGAAUGAAUGGACAGGACAUAUAAGUUGGCACGAAGGAUUACUGAGACUAAUUGUGGAAGGAAUUGUGGAAGGAGAGAAUCGUAGAGGAAGCGCAAGACUAGAAUACAUCCAACGGCUAAAAAGAGAAUAAGGGUGCGAUUCAUAUGUGCAAAUGAAAAAGAAAGCUGAUAGUAAAAAAGCGUGAAAAUUGGCUGUAAACCGAUUUUCGGAUUGAAACCAUUGAGAAAAAGAGAUAUAGAGAGAGAUUUGUCCAAAAAGGUUCCUAAAAAAUCCGAAGUAGUUCCAUCCAGUAGCGGAGAUUUCUAAAAUGAUUCUGUUAUUUGCGAAUAACGUCAUAAUAAGUACCAACUGUAAAAAUUGAAAAACUAAAAACUAAUUAUUGAUGCGUCAUUACAGUGAUUACAGUGACCGGCCGACAGUGACCGCGAGUGGGCGGAACGAUGGCGGACUGCGGCAGCGGUCAACUCGUGCGAACCUUUCGGAGUGCGGACGCGAUGAACUACACGGAGAUGGCGGUCAACGGCACGGACGCGGUCGCGGCGUCGGCCGAGUACUGGGUGCAGUUGACGUCCGGCGAACGGUUCCCGUUGUUCGUGGUGCUGAUGCUGUUCUGCAUGGUGACCGUGUUCGGAAACUGUCUGGUGAUCAUAGCCGUUGUCCGGGAACGGUACCUGCACACGGCCACCAACUACUUCAUCACGUCACUGGCGUUCGCCGACUUUCUCGUGGGUCUGGUCGUGAUGCCGGUGAGCGCCGUGCACGAGGUGUUCGACCAUUAUUGGACGUUCGGCAUAAACGCGUGCGACGUCUGGCGGUCGCUAGACGUGCUGUUCAGCACCGCGUCCAUACUGAACUUGUGCGUCAUCUCGCUGGACCGGUACUGGGCCAUCACGGACCCGUUCACGUACCCGACCAAAAUGAGCCGGAAACAGGCGUACCGGCUGAUCGCGGCCGUUUGGGUGUGCAGCAGCGUCAUCAGCUUCCCGGCCAUCGUGUGGUGGCGGCUGGUCCGCGCCGAACCCGUGCCCGUGAACACGUGCCCGUUCACCAACAGCAUCGGUUACUUGAUAUUCUCGUCGACCAUAUCGUUUUACGUGCCGCUGCUGGUCAUGGUGUUCACGUACUACAAGAUCUACACGGCGGCCGUCACGCAGACCCGCUGCCAGCGGCUGGGCACCAAAGUGCUCUCGUCGUCCACGCCGUCGUCGGGCGGCGGUGCCGGGGGCGGCGGCUGCGGCGGCGGUUGCGGCGGCGGCGGCGGCGGCGGCGGCAGUGGCGGCAGUGGCGGCAGCGGCGGGGCCGGGGGCGGCGGAGGCGGCGGCAGCGGCGGCGGUCGCAUGGAACUCACGCUGCGCAUACACCGGGGCGGCGGUACGACCACUUCGGCGUCCGCGGCCGGCUACUCCACGCGCGCCCAACAGCUGCAGAAAAACUUCUCGCUGAGCCGGAAGCUGAGCAAGUUGUCGCGCGAGAAGAAGGCGGCCAAGACGUUGGGCAUCGUCAUGGGCGUGUUCAUCGUGUGCUGGCUGCCGUUCUUCGUCGUGAACCUGCUGUCCGGGUUCUGCGACGAGGUCUCUUGCGUGUUCAAGGACCCGCUGCUCUCGUCCGUGGUCGCGUGGCUAGGAUGGAUCAACAGCGGCAUGAACCCGGUCAUCUACGCGUGUUGGAGCAGGGAUUUCCGCAGGUAUGAUCCGUCGAAUACGAUUGUAGUCGCGAAAUUUUAUCAUGCGCAGUUCCACGCGAUCCGUUUUUAUCAAAAUAUUUCGAAAACCGUCGUUGACCGACGACGAAACCAUAAAGCCGAAAUGGUCAAAAAAACAUUUCAAAAACAUAUUCCGGGGCUUUCGUUUUUUUUUUUUUUUCUCGGAUCGAAUCCGAAAGUAAAAACUCUAAUCGGUACUCCAUUCGGUGACGGCUAUUUGAAACGUUCAAAAUGGCUAGUGCCGAAUCUGAAAGCUGCAAAUCGUUAUGGCGAAAACGUUGUUUACGCGCCGCGAUGCCGAACGUUUCGAUCAAAGUCUUACACCUUCGUUCGCAUUGAAACGAUCCGUUACGCAGGCACACUAAAAUCUAUCAAUGGUAUUAAAAUAAUUUAUUAA
Molecule: messenger RNA, 18278 nt
Organism: Cinara cedri
Lineage: Eukaryota; Metazoa; Arthropoda; Insecta; Hemiptera; Aphididae
Source: the annotation of a GenBank genome assembly